Messenger RNA from Ctenocephalides felis (cat flea), 3844 nucleotides. Its product is annotated as cell division cycle and apoptosis regulator protein 1-like. The record is from RefSeq and is a predicted model, not a curated record. Gene Ontology annotation, cellular component: nucleus. Gene Ontology annotation, biological process: regulation of DNA-templated transcription. NCBI's taxonomy places the organism in Eukaryota, Metazoa, Arthropoda, Insecta, Siphonaptera, Pulicidae.
CCGUAUCAAAGUGAUUUAUUAAUAAGUGCGCGCUCUGAUUGUUUAUAUACAAAAAUCCGUAAAACAUUUGAUUGCUGUAAGUAUUAUUUAAUAAAAUGAGUAAACAAGUGUACGGAACAGCUAAAAACCCUCCAUGGGCUCGAACAAACACCACGACCCAACAGCAGCAAGUUCAAAAUAUUGCAAAUUUACAAACAGCAUCAAUUUUAACCAACAUCCAACAGCAAAACAUGAUGCAAUAUCAGCCCCCACAACCAUUAUUCGCUCAGAACCUAGGAAUACAGCAACAGAUCCAAAAUCAAGCCAUAGGCAUCCAGCAAAUGCAACAAAUAAGCCAAGGACAGAUUUUUCCUCAAAUGACAGCUGUGGCUUAUCCAAAUCCUAGAGCUAUUAACAGCCAAAGUUUCCAGCCAACACAGCAAGUAACUACAACUACUACCCAGCAGGCCCCGAGCACCAAACAAAGAGUAUUCACAGGCACUGUCACAAAAAUCCACAACGAUUUUGGUUUUGUCGAUGAUGAUGUAUUCUUUCAAACAAAUGCUUGUGUCAAAGGUUCAAAUCCAUCUCUCGGGGAUAGAGUUUUGGUUGAAGCCACUUUUAGUUCUAAUAUGCCUUUUAAGUGGAAUGCUACGAGGAUACAGGUCUUGCCAUUGAGUAAUAAUGCUAAUAACAGAAGUAGCAAAGGAUUCUCUCAGACUUCUAAAUACAAUGCUGUUCCUCCUCCGGAGCCUAGUCAGAAUGGAAGUUUUGGAAGUAAUAGGAGCACUUCGAGGAGUAUUACUAAAUCUAGUGCUCCACGGAGGUCUGAUAAAGAUAGGAAGGAGAAAGAUGACAGACAUCGGGAUUCUGAGGCUGAAGAAGCUGAGCGUAGGAAAAGACGUGACGAUCGUGACAGGGACCGUGUAGGUCGUGACAAAGAUCGUGAUGAAAAAGAUAAACACAGUCCAUCUCGCAGAAGAUCAAGAUCACCAAAAAGUCGCAGAAGAAACAGACUGGUUUCCAGAUAUAUGGUGCAGAUACCUAAAAUUGCACUAAACCUUCAUGAAGCGGAUGUUAUUGAACUUACUCGUCGUUACACAAAUCUUUAUAUACCAUGAUUUUUCAAAACUCACAUGAUGUGGGUCGAAGCUUUUCCACCAGACGUCCCGUUUACACUGUCGAAGCCUUGCAGCUUUCAUGUUAUGCAUAAAGAUGUUGAACCGAUUAGUUCGAAGACGAAUGAUGUUCAGGAUCCUCCUGAUGCUGAUUAUCUUUUUUCUGCCAAGGUUAUGCUAAUGAGUAUGCCAGCCAUGGAAGAAGUCUACCGCAAAUGUUGUUCCUUAGCCGAAGACGACAAUGCCGAUGAUGCCACUUUUGUGCACCCAACACGUCUCAUUAAUUUCCUCGUCGGCCUAAGAGGCAAAAAUGAAACCAUGGCAAUCGGAGGUCCAUGGAGUCCUUCCCUGGACGGUCCUAAUCCCGAAAGGAAUCCUAGCGUAUUGAUCAAAACUGCUAUCAGGACCUGCAGAAGCCUAACGGGAAUUGAUCUAUCGAACUGCACGCAAUGGUACCGGUUUGUGGAGCUGUACUACAGACGGAGCGUGUCAACUCACAAGGGUCGACAGGUGCCAGCUCGUGUCGAAACAGUUGUUAUAUUCCUGCCAGAUGUUUGGAGCUGUGUCCCGACCAGGCUGGAGUGGGAUAGUCUGACCGAUGGAUAUCGUCGGCUAUUGCACGGCAAAGAUGACGCCUUCGCAAAAUCCAAUGAAACAGAUAAAAGUGUUACCGAGUCUCCAGCAGAUCCUGCUGCUGCUGCUGCUGCUGCCAGUGCUGGUGCUGCUGCUGGUGUCGGUGUUACUGGUGCUGCCAGCAAGGAUGCCGAUGCAGAGAGCAACAAAUCUAGCAACAUGAUUACAGAUGAUUCCGGUUUGAUUUCUGGUGAUCAGAAACCAGAACCAACACAUUUUUCGGAAUUGGAUCCUAAGACGAUGAAAGUCACCGAUUUGCGGUUGGAACUCGAGGCUAGGAGCAUCAAUUCUAAAGGUUUAAAAUCGCAGCUAAUAGCUCGAUUGGUGAAAGCCCUAAAAGCUGAAGCAGAUAAAGUUGAUCGGGAAGACGAAGAGGAGGAAGCACAAAAAUUGGAAGAAGAAGAGAAAAAAUCCAACGACAAGGCCAAUGAAAAUAGUAAAACUUUGGAGUUUGAUGAAAAAUCCAGAGAGGAAUCGAGCGAUAGAAAGAAAAAACAUGAUGAUAGCAGGAGAGCAGAUGAAAAGGAACGUCUUGCUUUGGAGAAACGUUAUACUUUACCUGAGGCUCCGCAUAUUAUAGUGCAUCCGUCGAAGGUUGCAAAAUCGGGCAAGUUUGACUGUAUCGUCAUGUCGUUGUCGUUACUCCUUGAUUAUAGACCUGAGGAUACGAAAGAGCAUUCUUUCGAGCUCUUUGCCGAAUUAUUCAACGAAAUGUUAAUGCGAGAUUUCGGCUUCAACAUCUACCGAUCUCUGCAAUCGCAACCCGAAAAACCCAAGGAGGAACCCAAAAAAGACAAACCUUCGUCCUACGAUUCCGGCAACAGAAAAUCCACAGAAGAAUCUUCGUCUAAGGUAUCGUCAUCAACUGACGGCGAUAAAAAGGAUUCGGACAAAAAAGCCGAUGACAAAUCGGAAAGGAGCGAUAAAAAAUCCGAUGAUAAAAGAUCCGAAGAUAAAAGAUCCGAUCACAGAGGCGGAAGUCGCGAUGAUGAUGACGAUGACUAUGAUGAUGACCAUUAUAGGUCUUCGAGUCGUUCCAAAAGUUCCAAACGAAAUAAGAUGGUUACAAAAGAUCCUAAUUUGUUGCUGUCGUUUGUCUAUUUCGAUCAGACGCAUUGCGGUUACAUUUUUGAGAAGGACGUUGAGGAAUUGAUAUAUACUCUUGGUUUGGCUUUGUCGAGGGCUCAAGUCAGGAAAAUUGUCAGCAAGGUUGUGUCUAGGAAUUCUUUACAUUAUAGGAAAUUAACAGAUAAACCAAAGGACGAAUCUAGUUCAACUGAAUCGAAAUCAACCGAAGAGCAAACUGAAAAGGAAGAUGUUAAAACUAUUGCCUGCGGGAAUAAAAGAUUUUUACCAAUUUUUGAAAAUGAUGAACAUCCUUUCAAGCGAAUGAAAACAGAAUCAGGAGAAAAAGAUGGUUCGAAUGAUGAUGGUUUAAUAAUGUACAAAGGUGGUUUACUAGAUAUAGAGAAACUAAUGUCUCAAAUGUCGAGAUCGGAAAAGAGUCGCAUAGAUACCGAGCAGCUCUUAGUUGAAAUUAAACAGAAAAAUAACGAACUUUCUUCGGAUAAUUCGAAAGCUCACGGGACUAUUAGAGAGCUUAAUGAAAAGCUUUCGGAUUAUCGUUCCAAGUUAUCUUCUAGCGAACGAGAAGUUAAGGAGUACAAGAUAAGGACCGAUACUUAUGCCAGUUUGGUGAAAACUAUACAAUCAGCUGUUGCAAAUACCGUAGAAAAAAUUACUAGGAGCGAUGAAAGACUCGCAAAAUACGAUGAUAAAAAUUCGAAAGUCAGAACUGAUGAAAAAAAUUUAGUCAAUACUAAUUUGUCACAAAAAAAUGAACCGGUACCAGUGAAAUCUCAAGACGAACAUGAAAUCCAAAAACAAGGAAAUUCAACACAAAAUGAAAAUGAAAAUACAAUCGAUGAUAAAAAUAUUUUCAUACAAAAUGAUAGUUUGAAUGAAACCGUCCUUUUAGUUCCUGAAAAAUCAAUAAAACAAGAAGAUACUACAAGUGAAGAAAUUUCCGUGAAAAUGGAGACGGAUCUAGAAAAUUAAUAGUUUUAAACGACAAUCAUAAUUAUUGAAAUUGUUGCAUAAGAAUAAGAAUUUCA